This is a messenger RNA of Jaminaea rosea, 1280 nucleotides long. Its product is annotated as proteasome-domain-containing protein. Gene Ontology annotation, cellular component: proteasome core complex. The transcript has 3 exons. The record is from RefSeq and is a predicted model, not a curated record. Bases 48 to 1061 code for a protein of 337 amino acids. NCBI's taxonomy places the organism in Eukaryota, Fungi, Basidiomycota, Exobasidiomycetes, Microstromatales. Gene Ontology annotation, molecular function: threonine-type endopeptidase activity.
CUUUCCUCCAUCAUCACCACACCACACAACACUCCUUGUCCGCAAAGAUGUCAUUGGCAUCAACAAUUUCCCGCUUCAGCGGUGCAAGCGGGAGCAGCUCACUCUCUUCCGCAGGCCCGUCAGAUGCACACGACCUCUCGUCCGACUUCGAUGCCCCUACCUUUGCCUUGCCCGCCAAUGGAGCUGGCCCAGCCUCGUUCCUUUCCCAGUUCACAGACGUAGACUCGUCGAACCCCUCCGCCCGCAUCAAGCUCCACCACGGCACCACUACCCUCGCUUUCCGCUACCAGGGUGGCAUUCUCGUCUGUGUAGACUCACGAGCAACAGCGGGGUCCUACAUCGCCUCGGGAACGGUCAAGAAGGUCAUCGAGAUCAACCCUUACCUUCUUGGAACUAUGGCCGGUGGUGCAGCUGACUGCCAGUAUUGGGAGACGUAUUUGGGGAUCCAGUGCAGACUGCAUGAGCUCAGGAAUAAGGAGAGGAUCAGUGUGGCUGCGGCGAGCAAGUACCUGGCAAAUCUAGUAUAUGGAUACAAGGGGAUGGGCCUUAGCAUGGGUACUAUGAUCUGCGGGUGGGACAAGACGGGCCCUGCCCUCUUCUACGUCGACUCGGAUGGCUCUCGACUGAAGGGCGACGUCUUCUCCGUCGGCUCAGGCUCCACCUUUGCGUACGGUGUGCUUGACCAGGGUUACAAGUGGGAUCUGACCGACGAAGAGGCUAUGGAGCUGGGUAGGAGGGCAAUCUACGCUGCGCAGCACCGCGAUGCGUACUCUGGUAACACUCUCAAUCUCUACACAGUCAAGGAGCAAGGAUGGGUCUACCACGGCAACCUGGACGCGGCCGACCUCCACUACGGGGGACCACCUGCUGGUCACCCGGCAUCGCAGGGAUCGAAGGCUGGAGAGGGAUACGGAUAUGAGGUCCGUACGCAAGGUCUCAGUAGCAAGGACACGCAGAGGGAGGGAGAGCAGAGGCCCGCGGGAGAGACACCUCAGCCAGCUGCUGUGCCCGGAAGUGCGAGCCAGGGGCCGACGACUGCUGGAACAGGUUCAGGAGCGUGAUUAGCAGAGACUGAAGGGAUAGAAAGAGGAUCGAGUGGCGAAGCGAUCGAAUGGCCAUUUCAGAGUUCACACGACUGUACGCUGUGAAGCAGUGACUCCCAACAUCGUCCUGUCUGACGCCCCCCGCCCCGCCUACUUCUUCUUGCCCGUCUCCUUCCUCAAAGGCGACCCCGCCCUAGCCUGUCUGCCACCACUCAUCCAGUCCAAAUCAUCCACAUC